Molecule: messenger RNA, 733 nt
Organism: Penaeus chinensis
Lineage: Eukaryota; Metazoa; Arthropoda; Malacostraca; Decapoda; Penaeidae
Product: histone H1-delta-like
Exons: 1
Coding region: 61-582 (173 amino acids)
Biological process (GO): chromosome condensation; nucleosome assembly; negative regulation of DNA recombination
Cellular component (GO): nucleus; nucleosome
Molecular function (GO): structural constituent of chromatin; double-stranded DNA binding; nucleosomal DNA binding
Source: RefSeq, a predicted model, not a curated record
UCGCCCGCCAGAGCUCGUAACUUUUGAUUCUGCAAUUUAUCACCACAAAUCUCGUUCACGAUGGCCGACACUGCCAAGCCCGCCGCAAAGUCUGCUAAGCCAGCUGCCAAGCCCCAGCACCCUGCCUACGCUGUCAUGAUUGCUGCCGCGGUGAAAGCCCUGAAGGAGCGCACUGGUUCUUCUCGUCAGGCUAUUCUGAAGUACAUCGUCGCCAACUACAAGGUUGGUGAUGAGAAGAAGGCUGGCGUCCGCCUCAAGCUGGCUCUGAAGAAGGGUGUUGCCUCUGGUGCCCUGAAGCAGGUUAAAGGAGCUGGUGCCUCCGGCUCCUUCAAGCUGGCCAAGGAAGAGGCCAAACCAGCUAAGAAGCCUGCUCCCAAGAAGGCCGCCCCUAAGAAGCCUGCUGCCAAGAAGGCCGCCCCCAAGAAGCCUGCAGCCAAGAAGGCCGUGAAGAAACCAGCUGCCAAGAAGGCUGCGAAGAAGCCUGCUGCAAAGAAGGCAUCCCCCAAGAAGGCCGCAAAGAAGCCUGCUCCCAAGAAGGCUGUCAAGAAGCCUGCAGCAAAGAAGGCCGCCGCCAAGAAGUGAACGACCCAAUACAAGCAAACGUUAGUGUAAGAGCAUCUCUAGGUGCGAUUUUAAUGCUUCUGUAAGAAGUUAUAGGUUUAAGAACCUUAAUGUACCUGAUCUCGUAUGUAAGACGACUGUACAUAUAUAUAAAUAUAGAUUCCUUUAUAAA